This is a messenger RNA of Hevea brasiliensis (rubber tree), 1107 nucleotides long. Its product is annotated as proteasome subunit alpha type-3. Gene Ontology annotation, biological process: ubiquitin-dependent protein catabolic process. The record is from RefSeq and is a predicted model, not a curated record. The transcript is spliced from 10 exons. Bases 112 to 861 code for a protein of 249 amino acids. NCBI's taxonomy places the organism in Eukaryota, Viridiplantae, Streptophyta, Magnoliopsida, Malpighiales, Euphorbiaceae. Gene Ontology annotation, cellular component: nucleus; proteasome core complex; proteasome core complex, alpha-subunit complex.
GUCUUCCCUUCGGUUUGUCUUGAGAUCGAAGAAAACUCGCCGAGCUCUAUUUCUACACUAGGAAGCUAAAGAACCUCACGCAGAUCACAGAGGCAGAGCCAAGGCUAAACAAUGAGCAGCAUUGGAACAGGUUACGAUCUCUCAGUCACCACUUUCUCUCCUGAUGGUCGCGUUUUCCAAAUCGAAUACGCUGCCAAAGCCGUCGACAAUAGCGGUACUGUUAUCGGAAUCAAGUGCCGGGACGGGAUUGUUAUGGGUGUGGAGAAGCUCAUUGCAUCUAAGAUGAUGUUGCCGGGUUCCAAUAGGAGAAUUCACUCUGUUCAUCGUCAUUCUGGCAUGGCUGUUGCUGGUUUAGCAGCUGAUGGGAGACAAAUCGUUGCACGAGCUAAGUCUGAGGCAACAAAUUAUGAAAGUGUAUAUGGUGAAGCCAUUCCUGUGAAGGAACUUGCUGAACGCGUUGCUAGUUAUGUGCAUUUGUGCACUCUCUACUGGUGGCUUAGACCAUUUGGUUGCGGGGUAAUUCUUGGCGGUUAUGACAGAGAUGGACCACAAUUAUACAUGAUUGAGCCAUCUGGAAUAUCAUAUAGAUAUUUUGGUGCUGCUAUUGGGAAGGGAAAGCAAGCAGCUAAAACAGAAAUUGAAAAGUUGAAGCUUUCUGAAAUGACAUGCCGAGAAGGGGUAAUUGAAGUAGCCAAAAUCAUUUACAAGGUGCAUGAUGAAGCAAAGGACAAGGCCUUUGAAUUGGAAAUGAGCUGGGUUUGUGAUGAAUCAAAGAGACUGCAUCAGAAGGUUCCUGAUGAACUCUUAGAGGAAGCCAAGUCUGCUGCCAGGACUGCACUAGAAGAAAUGGAUGCCGAUUAAAGCUAAAUGUCACAUUUCUCCCUGAAUUUCCGUUGUUAGAAACUGAGUGGGUUGGGUUUAUAUUUGGUGAACUCCAUGUACAAGUAAUGUCUGCAAUUCUUUUCUGCCCUUGUUCUUGUAUGGUUAACAUGCGCUUGAUUUGAGCAGGCUUUUUUAAAUAUCUGUAGGCACAAUCAAUGAAAUUAUUUUCGAUACUACUGAUAUUUUUGCUUUAGAAAUGCAGUGAACAUAUUUAUUUCCCCUUUA